GGACACAGACAAUAGCUCGGGGCAGAGUAAGAUUCCUUGUCGCACUCCACAGUCAGGCAAUAAAGAAACCCAGGAAACAUGAGGAGUGUCGGGGCGAUAAUCUGCUUAAUGAUUGCGAUGACGGAGGGGUUUUUCCUGGACUCGUUUAACUCCCACUGUCAGCCCAUCCUGAUGUUCUGUCGACUAAACUGUGCCAACGGGUACGAGAAGGACGGUUCAGGCUGUGAUAUCUGUCACUGUAAAGGCUCAGACACGCACCUGCUAUUGGUUGACGGGACUCACCAUCACAUUCAGAAUCCGUGCAUCCCCUCCCAGCAGAGCUGUCCCCUCAACUGUGAAUACUAUGUCAAGGGCGGAACCGGAUGUGAAUUCUGCAUGUGUGACAACUCUCACCAAACGACAACAGUUCCAUCUACUACAGUGACCCCAAAAGCGACCACGGUCCAGAAACAGGCCACUUCCUCUACUGCUGCGCCCGUCACAGCUACUUCCGGCAAGUUAAACGUCACAACACACGACCCAAUCGACUGCGAGCUUUCAAAACAAGUUUGUGAUUUACGCUGUAAGGGAGAGUACCUGGUGGACCACAAAGACUGCACGUACUGUGUCUGCAGGUCGGACGUCUGCUAGAUACAUUGUAUGUCUACAUUCUCCUGAGUGUAUGUACAGCCGGGAAGAGGGAAGAGGGAAUACGAACGGCGUGCAUGGAUAUAGCAGAUGUCUAAUUAGCUCAAAAUGAUUUACAUGCAAUCGUAUAUCAUCGGCAUUUUUCUAUUAUGUAGGAUUUAGGUUGACAGAAAUACGUAUGAAUCGGAUAAUAAUGUUUGAACAAUAUCUAACCGGAGAGGAUUGGUGGCUGAUAAUAUAAAGGGAUGAUAACAAGUCUCUACACUUAUUGUUUUCUAUUUAUUUUUUCAAUAAACAAAUUAAAAAACACAA
Molecule: messenger RNA, 939 nt
Organism: Magallana angulata
Lineage: Eukaryota; Metazoa; Mollusca; Bivalvia; Ostreida; Ostreidae
Product: antistasin-like
Exons: 5
Coding region: 79-630 (183 amino acids)
Molecular function (GO): serine-type endopeptidase inhibitor activity
Source: RefSeq, a predicted model, not a curated record